UGGAGAGGGAGUGUGUUGGUUAGAUCACGGAUCUAAUUCUUGGGUUGGCGCAGCCGAGGGAGUGACGAAGAAGAGAGAAAGAAAGUGAUAUCGUGGUGAUAUCAAGAGAGUGUGUGUUGGGAUGAAAGAGAGACUGGAUCCAGACGGGGUGGACGCCGUGGUCUUAUAUAGAUGGAGAGAGGGAGAGCAUCUCUGGGGAUUCGUAGGGGGGUGGCUCUCUCGACCGGGGGAAGAGCUACUUGCCCAAGCUACCGGGGACAAGACAAGAUCCAACCGGCUGGGGCCCGAAGUGUGUGGCCGCGGGGAGUGGGCAGGGCUGCAAAGUGCAUACAUGCGCGGGUCCAGCGAGUUGGACCAAAGAGAUUCCAGGAUGGUCGAUGCCGGGCCCCGGCACAUGUCACUUCGUUGCCAUUUCAUUCCACCCGUGCUCAGUUGCCAGUGUCCACUGCCCAGCGGCAGCCCACAGUGUCCAGCUCAGGGAGUUUGUUUCCGCGCCGUCAUGUUCCUGAGAGCCAAUGUGGAGCCUCUCGGCGCCGAGCCGAUGGGACGGGAGUUUUGCCGGGGUCGGUUGGGAUGAAAACCGCAUGGAUUCCCGGCACACUAGCCAGUCGUUGAAAGCUGGUUCGGCAUGGCGUCCACUGGCGUCCUCGGGCGUCCUCUAGCGCCUGGGCUGGCCUUGUUUCCCCUGGCGCUGCCCCUGGGCAAGGAAAAAUGGCUCACCGUCCAAGCGCGCCUAAGCCAAGAUCCGCCUAGGGCUGGCUUGAGGUUGCCACGAUUGCGAUGGCUUCCCUGGUCCCGCCCAGGCACGGUGCAUUAGUCAGGGACCCGGGAAACGCACACACUCAGAGCCUGGCAAACGGGGGACGUAACUGGUCCAUCGGGGACUGCGACUGGGCUGACCAGG
Ilyonectria robusta is the source of this 904-nucleotide messenger RNA. RefSeq lists its product as uncharacterized. NCBI's taxonomy places the organism in Eukaryota, Fungi, Ascomycota, Sordariomycetes, Hypocreales, Nectriaceae. The record is from RefSeq and is a predicted model, not a curated record. The coding region runs from base 122 to 577 and encodes 151 amino acids. The transcript has a single exon.